Molecule: messenger RNA, 1100 nt
Organism: Zootoca vivipara (common lizard)
Lineage: Eukaryota; Metazoa; Chordata; Lepidosauria; Squamata; Lacertidae
Source: RefSeq, a predicted model, not a curated record
AUGCGGCGCCUGCGGCGGAGGAGGCUCGCGCCGCCGCCUCGCACCUUCCUCUGCGCGCCGCUGCUCGCCGUGGCGCUGUCGGUGCUGCAGGGCCUCGCCUCAGUUCAUUCUUCAGCCAGUCCGGAUUCUAGUACAUUGAAAGUUGUAGGAUCAACCAAUUUACCAGUCAAAGUUUAUGUCAAGUUGAAUCAUAACAGUCCACGUAUUCUAUGUGUAACAAAGCGUCUGAGAAAUUCAGAAUUGAUCGAUCCAAUAUUUCAGUGGCAUGGACCUGGAGGUGACCUGAUUACAGAAAAUCAGACUGUGAAAAUAACACCAACAGGAACUUUGCUAUUCCGACACUUCAAAAAUCAUUUGAGUGGAGUCUACACAUGUUCUCUUGUUUUUAAGCCAACCAUUGAACAAGAUGAAAAAAGCUAUUUAAUCAAAUAUAUCAUUUAUGCUUACUCUGAGCCUAACUUUUACUAUGAGUUUACAGCACGAUAUCAUGCAGCUCCCUGCAACAGUAUCUAUAAUACUUCAUUUGAAAAGAAGUUGCUUCAGAUACUGACCAAGCUUGUCGUUGAGCUAUCCUGUGAGGUUGUAUUACGCAAAUCAGAAUGCCAUCAUGUAAAAAUGCAGAGAGCUGGAAUGCAAAAUGAAAUCUUCUUCACUUUUACAGUUACUUCUUUAGAUGCAGAGAAAGGCAAAAAUGUGUGUCAGAAAAGUUCUUGCGACGUCACAAGAAGAUUACGAAAGGCAAAAGACCUAAUAGAGAAAUUUUUUAGCCAGCAAGUUGAAGUUCUUGGGAAACGGACAGCACCGCUCCCUGAGAUCUACUAUAUUGAAGGCACUCUGCAAAUGGUGUGGGUUAAUCGUUGUACUCCAGGUUAUGGAAUAAAUCCUCUACUACAUCCAGAUUGUCCUAACUGUUGUGUGGUUUGCAGUCCAGGAUCCUUUAACCCUCAUGAAGGAACUCACUGCCUUCCAUGCAACAAAAGUUUGGAAUAUGGAGCAACACGUUGUUGACAGAAUACCAGCAUAGACCUUGUGCUAUGUUUAGUAGCACUGUUGUACUUGAUUUAUAAUAUCUUUGUAAUGCAAUUAAAAUGAUUUUUUUA